This is a messenger RNA of Clunio marinus, 240 nucleotides long. The record is from the annotation of a GenBank genome assembly. Lineage: Eukaryota; Metazoa; Arthropoda; Insecta; Diptera; Chironomidae.
AUGAAGCAAAAUAUUCCACUCAGUUUUAAAUUAAAUUUUAAGAAAAUUUCUCAGAACUUAGCAAUAAAUAUUUUGCCAUCAAUCAUCUCUGAAGAUUACCAAAACUUUGCAAAGGUUCUGCCUAAAUCUUUAAGCAAAGAACAUUUUAUCCAGAUUGUUUCUCAACAUGCUCCCUCCAAACAACAUUCUCUCCGUUCUCAUCAAUUUUCUCGUGAAAUACAAAAGGCCAAGAAUCACUAA